CUUUCGUACACAUCACUAUUGAGUAUUCUGUUUUUGACAUUUAAAAAUGUCAAUCCUUCUUUCUUUCGUUCAUUGACAUUUCAAGCGUUAGGUUAUCGCACGCAAGAUGUCGUCUAAAGUAUCGCGUGAUACACUCUACGAGUGUGUCAAUGCAGUUCUCCAGUCUUCAAAAGACAAGAAACGCAACUUUUUGGAGACUGUCGAGCUCCAAAUUGGUCUGAAGAACUAUGACCCUCAGAAGGAUAAGCGUUUCUCCGGCACCGUCAAAUUGAAGUACAUACCCCGUCCCAAGAUGCAGGUUUGUGUUUUGGGAGACCAACAGCACUGUGAUGAAGCCAAACAGUUAGAAGUACCAUGCAUGGAUGCAGAGGCUCUUAAGAAACUCAACAAGAACAAGAAGCUUGUCAAGAAACUGGCUAAGAAGUAUGAUGCUUUCCUGGCCUCUGAAUCCCUCAUCAAACAGAUUCCUCGUUUGUUGGGACCUGGUCUGAACAAGGCUGGCAAGUUCCCUGGUCUCCUAUCCCAUCAAGAGUCCAUGACACAGAAGAUUGAUGAGGUCAAAGCAACAAUCAAGUUCCAAAUGAAGAAGGUGCUGUGUUUGUCUGUAGCCGUAGGCCAUGUGGAUAUGACUCCUGAUGAACUGGCUCAAAACGUGCAUCUGUCUAUCAAUUUCCUGGUGUCGCUGUUGAAAAAGCACUGGCAGAACGUCAGGUCCCUCCACAUGAAAUCUACUAUGGGACCCCCCCAGAGAUUGUACUAAGCAGUAAUAAAUAUUGACUUGUA
Molecule: messenger RNA, 783 nt
Organism: Amyelois transitella
Lineage: Eukaryota; Metazoa; Arthropoda; Insecta; Lepidoptera; Pyralidae
Gene: RpL10Ab
Product: large ribosomal subunit protein uL1
Exons: 5
Coding region: 107-760 (217 amino acids)
Biological process (GO): translation
Cellular component (GO): large ribosomal subunit
Molecular function (GO): structural constituent of ribosome; RNA binding
Source: RefSeq, a predicted model, not a curated record